AUGUAUGAGUUUGAUCCCAACUCUGCAAAAGCAGAACACGUCGUCAAAGCUCUGAUCCAAGAGGGAGGAGCCGUUUUCCGGGGACUCCUACAGAUUGAAUAUGACGUGAGACCAUUUAUCAACCUGGACAAGCCCUGGACUGGCGAUUUCUUUCCCCCGGAAACUCGUCGGGUUUGUGGACUGGCUGGGAAAUCCCGCACCUUCAUGGAUCUUGUCGUGGGGAACGCACUGUACCAGGAUGUAUGCAGCAUUCUUUUGACAUCUACUCACUGCUCCUACUAUGGACAGAAACGAGAAGAAUCUGUCUCUCAUCCGCAACUCAACAACACAAUCGUCUUCUCGAUCGGCCCCGGAGCACGGAAUCAGGAACUUCACCGUGACGAUAUGAUUCACCAUAACCAACUCCCCGCGAUCACAUCGGAUCAAUACAGACCCGGUCGCGAUACAGGAAUCGGAUUCUUUGUGGCAGGAAAGAGGACUACGAAGCAGAACGAUGCCACUCGGCUUAUUCCCGGUAGUCACCUCUGGGCUACUGAGACCCCACCAUCUGAGGACCAGGCCGUUUACGCUGAGAUGAACCCCGGCAAUGCGUUUAUCAUGCCAAGCAGCUGCUUCCACGGACGAAGUGCCAACAAGACAGAAAAUGAGGAGAGACUUGUAUACAGCUGCUUUAUGACUAAAGGCUAUCUUCGACAGGAAGAGAAUCAAUACCUUGCUGUCCCCUCUGACAAGGUUUGCGAAUACCCUUUGGAAAUGCAACGCUUGAUUGGGUACCAGGUCAGUCAGCCAUUCUUGGGAUGGGUUGACCUUGAUGACCCUCGGAAGGCACUCAUGGGUGAUGACUGGGAGGAUAACCGAGGGGAUUUGUAUUAA
This is a messenger RNA of Penicillium malachiteum, 873 nucleotides long. RefSeq lists its product as uncharacterized. NCBI's taxonomy places the organism in Eukaryota, Fungi, Ascomycota, Eurotiomycetes, Eurotiales, Aspergillaceae. The coding region runs from base 1 to 873 and encodes 290 amino acids. The record is from RefSeq and is a predicted model, not a curated record. The transcript has 2 exons.